This is a messenger RNA of Lingula anatina, 5937 nucleotides long. RefSeq lists its product as uncharacterized. Lineage: Eukaryota; Metazoa; Brachiopoda; Lingulata; Lingulida; Lingulidae. The record is from RefSeq and is a predicted model, not a curated record.
UUUCGGAGGGUCUAAUUCUGCACCUUUGGACUAGGGGGUGUGUGUGUGACAGACAUGAGACCAUCUUGAGUGCCAGUUGCAGCAAUUCAAGACCAGGAAUCAUCAUGAAGUUGUUGUGGCCAUUGUUUUGUCUUUCCAUAUCAUGGUCAGUAUGCCGUGGACAGACGCCAGACACGUCUGUGUGUGAUCCUAAUGCUAACACAGGUCCUCCCAGCCCCCCUAUUCCUGAUCUGCCAGACUCUUGGCAUGUUAGGGUGGAGUGCAAUUUCGUAGACAAGAACAGAACAGUGGAAGUUGAAGAGUACUAUGAUAACACAGGAAACAGGGGGAAGAUCACAGAGUAUGAGAUUGGUAUAGGAGUAGAAGCCAUCUACAGUUAUGCUACCAAUGAAUUGAUUCUUGUAGUACCCCAGACAGAGGUUGGCAACUCAGGUCCAGGCAGAAAUUGUCAAAUUCAGCCCAUCAGCUCAAGUGACAACAACUUUCUGUUUGGCUACAAUGGUGGUCACAUAUUUUCCACCAAGUCGGUCCUCACAUUUGGUGGGGGCAAGAAUGCCCAAUAUUUAGGCAAAGACAAAGUGCGAGGUAUCAUUGUGAACACGUGGCAAGGUUGCGUUUAUUUACAGCAACAGCAAAUGACAGCUAAUGUCACCUGGUAUUUUACAGACAAAAGCAGUUGGACAAUGGCCAUAGGAGCUGAGGAACUCCCAGUACGCAUAACAACAAAAGGCACUGUGGUUAAAAAUGGCCAGAGUGUACCAUUCGAUCACAUAUAUGAUUUUGUGAAUUUUCAGCCGGCUGGAGUUUUUCCAUUUGGAGAUGAAGUAUUUCAGACUCCACCAGGAGUUGUUUGUGCAGGCAGGAAAGGAACCAAACCGUUACCUAAAAUGCCAAGCUUCUUCAGUUUUACAGUAGAAGCUAUACAGAAAAAUUCUCAGACCUAUUCUUAUAUCAAGGAGUACUAUGAUUACAAUGCUCAAAUUGUGAGGUAUGACUAUCGAGACUUACCAGUAGGGGACAUGGACGGUGGCAACCCUCUCUCAGAAAUACAUGAUUUCAACACUGGGGUGCGCUAUAUAAAAGAUCUGUUUCAAGGCAGCUGUUCUUUAGACAUCUUAGACCCAUCUGGAUUUGAUGCAAAAAGUGCCGGCCCCUCCACUGUGCGAAUCCGAUCCCCCAGUGAAUUCUUUGGUUUCAGUGAUCCCAAGAGUAAUUUCACCUACACGGGCAAGAGAAAAGUCCGUGACAUUGAUGCUGAUGUGUGGAUUGGUGUGAGACAAGACUGGCCUACAGGGCUUAACUUUACUUCUUACUGGGAGUGGUCCUUUGCUCAGACCAACUGGACUCAGUACAGUGGAAAACUUGCUGAAGGUGGAGAACCAAUUAGAAUGGAAGUUAAUAUCUUGGAGGAUCCUUCUACUAGCAUUAUCUACAACAUACUUGACUUCAAUGAGGAGGAGCCUUCUUUAUUGCUGUUUGACGUGGGUGUAUGUUACACUGGCCUGAAACACGCCAGGAUACAGUUUGCAUUCCCAGGAUCUUAUUAUGACCUUGUGCAGAAGUCAAACUUGGCAAACUUCCAGUAUGCUGUCAUGGUCAGCCUGAUAGGGACUGCCACUGUGUCCCCUCUCCGUAUCGAUAAUCUUCAGGUUGAUUUUGAUGGUGAAAACAUAAUGGUCACUUUCCGCAUGCUGGACAAGGCUCCUAUUAAGGGAGAUGUGGUCAUGAAAGUUCAAGAGGUGGACUUGGAUGUUGCAGUGUCCUUGCUGACCACUGCCAUAAGCAAAGGCACUUUUACAGUUCUUAUUGACACUGACACCCUUGGAAAUUCCAGGCUAAUUGCACCAAUAAUUAGCAGUCUGAAAGUCAGUUGGGUCAAUCUUGGUCCUGACCUCAAACCUCCAGCUGGUGGAGAUACAACUGUCUGCGAUGCCAGUGCCGUUAAUGCAAAUGCAGGUCCACCACUUCCUACUUUACCAAACAGAUUCAGUACCACAGUCCAGUGUAAUUUCCUCAACCGCAACAAAACCAUUGAUGUGGUCGAGUACUAUGACUUUGAUGCCAACAAGGGUGUCAUGUAUGAGUACUCAUUUGAUGACAAAUUACAGGCCAUCUUCAGUUAUGACACUAAUGAGCUCAUCGUGGCAUUGGAGCGUGAUGGAAUAUGCACAGUUCAGGCCUUGAAUACCUCCCAAGAGCUUUUCAUCUUUGGCUACAAUAAAACAGGUGGCUCACACGCCCAUAUAUUGUCUGUGACAUCUGUAUUGCGGUUCGGGGGUAACAACAAGGUGGAAUAUCUAGGAAAAACCACCGUGAGAGGAAUUCUAGUGGACCACUGGUAUUCCUGUAUUUAUUUCCCAGAACUGAGGGGGACCAUGAGAGUGGAUUGGUACUUUUCAGAUCCAAAUGUGUGGAACAUGCCCUUACAAGGCAAGUCUCUCCCAGUAAGGCUGUACGUAAAAGGCAAAGUAUUUGACCAGAAUGGUGUGCCAAGAGAGUUCCAGCAUAUAUACGACUUUGUCAAAUUCCAGCCAAAUGACCCUUUCAGUAAUGAAGUGUUUCUGACUCCGCCAGGAAUGGUAUGCCCAGGAAGAGUUAACACCAGGCCCCUACCUACGCCACCAGACUACUUUCAGUUCUCCAUUGAAAUUAUAUCUCCCAUUGCUAAGACGUUCACCUAUCAAAAGGAGUGGUAUGAUUUUAGGAGCAACCUUGUUCGCUAUGACUACAGACCUCUCAGUCUGGAUUUGAUCCAGCAGUUUGGAUUCAACCCAUUGAGUGAAGUGCAUGACUUCAACACAGGCGUGAGGUAUGUGAUAGACACAUUCCAAGGUAACUGCUCCUACUUCCCACUCCAAACAGUUGGCCUUGACAUUACCAAGGUCAGUCCCACUGAAGUACGGAUCCGGACGCCUCAGGAGUUCUUCAACUAUAACAAUGUCUCAGUGCCCUAUACCUACACUGGAGUGAGAAAAGUUCGUGACAUUCCAGCAGAUGUGUGGAUUGCUCAGAGGAAAGGAUAUCCUGGGAUCUGUGAUGACUGCACCACUGUGUGGGAGUGGUAUUUUGCUGUUUCCAACUGGACCCAGUACAGUGGGAUGGUCAGGGAAGGAGGUGAGCCGAUCAGGUUGGAGGUGACCAUCAAGCAGAACCAAUUCAAACCAGAUACUGAUGUCCAUCUGAUUUACAAUGUGAUGGACUUUGACGAGAGUGAGCCACAACUUUGGACCUUUGACAUUGGAGCUUGCUAUGAAACACUAAGCAAAGUUUAUUUCAAGAUAGAAUUCCCAGGUGAUUACAAGACCCUUGUCUAUGGUUCCAACCUGAUAAACUUCAAAUAUGCCCUUUUGCUCACCAUCCAAGGGUUUGCUGUGGUCUCACCACUCAGAAUAAACAAUUUGGAGGUCCACUACAACUACAAAACCAUAGUGGCCACCUUCACUCUACUGGACAAGGCUCCCAUAAAGGGCGAUGUGAAGAUGAGUGUUGAUGAGGUAGACCUGGACGUAGCUGUACAGAACAUAGUCCAAGCAGUGGCCAAAGGGCAGUUCUUUGUUCCAGUGGACAUCGACACUGUGGCCAAUAGCUUCAAUCUGUUUGCCUUACAAGAUAAGUUGGUUGUUAUACCUAGAUAUGCCAAGGGGUCCAAGCCCUCCACUGCUGGUCCUGAUCUUAGUGUUUGUGAUCCUUCAAAAAUUUACAAUACACCAGGCCCAUCAUUGCCUGUGCUGCCAGAUAAAUUUUACACAUCUGUCCAGUGCAAUCUAUUCAACAAGAACAAGACGGUAGAGGUAGACGUGUGGUACGACUUCCAAGGCAACAGAGCCGCCAUGGCCGAGUACGAGUACGAUGACAAGCUGCUGCUUAUCUACAACUAUGCAGAUGAUGAGAUCAUUGAAAUAAUCACAAAAGAAGAUAACCUAUGCUCGGUCGAGAAAAUCAGCACGUCCCAGUCGAGGCUCCUCUUUGGUUAUAACACCACCAGUGGCAAAGCACACAUCAAUAACCCCUAUGCAGUCUUUGCCUUUGGUGGAGAUAUGCAGGAGAUGUAUAUGGGGAAGACUGUGGUGAGGGGAAUGAAGACGGAUCACUGGCAUGGGUGCACAUACAACCCCUAUUCCAAGUACACUCUUAGUGUGGAUGCAUACUUUUCAGACAUUGCCAACUGGCAAACUCCUCUAGGCCCUGCCGUACCAGUACGUCUGUAUAUGCAAGGAUCAGAUCAGAGUGGACCCACACCACGCUACUUUGAACACACAUACGACUUCUCCAAUUUUAAGCCGGCAACAGACUUCCCGUUUGGUGAUGAGCCAUUCCAGGUACCAAAGGGAACAAUUUGUCCAGGAAGAGUGAACAACAAGCAGUUUCCACCACUGCCAAACUACUUUAGUUUCACAUCAGAGGUGGUUGCUCCAGAGUCAAAUACUACAAGUUUUCUUUACCAAGCUUAUGACUAUGGUGCCCGUUUGGUGCGUUACGACUACCGCGCUCUCCCUGGUGAUGGGAAUCCCUUUGGUAACAAUCCACUAUCAGAGGUCCAUGAUUUUAAUACUGGAGUACGUUACAUCACAGAUACCAUCAAAGGGAAUUGUUCCGUUCGUCCUAUCUCUUCCACAUCUUUUGAUUCUGUGAAUGCGAGUGCAUCUACUGUAAGGCUUAGGACUGCACUGGAGUUCUUCGACUAUGACAAAAAUGUCAUAACAUAUAACUACCAAGGAAAGCGUAAAGUACGUAAUAUGGUUGUGGAUGUGUAUGCAGCCAAGCGCACCAACUGGCCUCCCAUAUGUCCUGAUUGUACCUCUAUAUGGGAGUGGUCCUUCCAAAGUCCGGAGUGGACCCAGUACAGUGGGCGUCUGGAUGAGGGAGGAGAACCUGUCAUGAUAGAGAUCAAGCUCCCUGAAUUGAAUCUUCACUACAUUUAUAACAUAAUCAACUUUAAUGAAGAUGAACCUUCUUUAAUGGAGUUUGAUAUAAGUCAGUGCUAUUCAACAAGAAGAAGGCAUUUCCAAUUUGAAUUGCCAGGGGAGGGCAAACCUUUGGUAGAGGCAGUUGGAAUCAAGGUGUUCAAAUAUGCAGUAAUGCUAGGAGUGGCGGGACAGUGCGGCAUAUCAAGUAUUAGAGUCACUAACAUUGUGGUGGAUUAUGAUACCAAAGAGGGGGUCCUGGUGUAUUUUACCAUGCUGGACAAGGCCCCAAUCACUGGAGAUGUUCCAGUGAAAAAACCAGAAGUCGACCUGGAUGUGGCAGCAGAAAUAUUCACACUGGCCAUCAACAGAGGGAAUUUUUCAAUUCUGCUGCUGAACUCCACAAAUGCCUUUAGUCUGUAUGCUAAGCCUUACUCAAUAAAGGAGAAUGAACGGGCAGCAACAGCGAGUCCAGUAGUGCAACAAGGCUUGACUACAGGUCAAGCCACGGGUCUUGCCAUCGGAUUGUUCGUGCUCGGGAUAUUUUUAACUCUAGCAGUGGUUGUGUUGGUCUUUAAAAUGAGAAGCGGAUCUGGCAUGUUUUCACCACAGAGACUAGACGAAGUGGAGCUCCAUCCAUCAAACUAAAACAAACAAAGAGAUAUUUCAUCCUGAAUUUAAUUAAAAACCACAACACGGACGCAUUGCAGCAAGCAGAAUUCAGCAAGGAAGACAUUGUGUUAGUUGAGAUGGAUCAACCAACACAUUUUAGCUCAGGCUAUUUUUUUUUCGGCGAACGGGCGUCGCGGACAAUUUUGACUCCAGUGUUUAUAAUGUUUGACUGGAACGAUGCUGUUACUGAAGCACUGAAAUGGUAAUAAUUUUAUAGUCAUUAUAAUGAUCACAAAAUACUCUGGUAAUAUAUAUGGUAAGGAAUAAAUUUUCCAGGAAUUGUAAGAUUUUGUACAAAAAUUUCGGUGUUCCUAAAUGUUGUUAAAUGGGAUAUUUUUUUACGUCACGUCUACAUUUAAAA